Mytilus californianus (California mussel) is the source of this 6922-nucleotide messenger RNA. Its product is annotated as excitatory amino acid transporter-like. Gene Ontology annotation, molecular function: neutral L-amino acid transmembrane transporter activity; glutamate:sodium symporter activity; L-glutamate transmembrane transporter activity. The record is from RefSeq and is a predicted model, not a curated record. Bases 265 to 2022 code for a protein of 585 amino acids. Gene Ontology annotation, cellular component: plasma membrane. Gene Ontology annotation, biological process: L-glutamate transmembrane transport. The transcript is spliced from 10 exons. Lineage: Eukaryota; Metazoa; Mollusca; Bivalvia; Mytilida; Mytilidae.
UGGUAGUCUCUUUUGUAAAAUAGAAACUUAGUAAAUGAAAAGACAAUUUAGUAAAGGAUUUUAACUUUGCUUAAUGAAGUGAUUUUAUUUCUCAGCAAAAAUAUUUCUUGGGAUUUACUGCUUAAUGAAAUGGUUUUAUUUCUCAGCAAAAUAUUUCUUGGGAUUUACAGUAAACAGUCUGAAACACAACCAUACUCUUAGACCAUGUGACAGACAGCUUGUAUACUUGAUAGUAAAUUGAUAAAAUCAUUGUAAGUUAACAACAUGGCUGAUCAGGAAGGGUCCGAGCCUAUGGUGGAACAGGAUAAUGUAGAUAAGAAUUCUAAAAAGAAGUCUAGAUUUCUUAAACUGAAACCUCGUAAAGUCAGGAAGAGAGUAAAAAAGUUGGGAACCUGGGGUAAAGACAAUCUGCUAUUAACGUUGACAAUAGCCAGUGUGUUUGCAGGACUGAUUCUUGGGUUUUCUUUACGGCAAGCAGAACCUUCAGAGCAAGCCAUCCUACUUAUAUCAUUCCCAGGAGAUGUGUUAAUGAGGAUGUUAAAGUUAAUGAUUCUUCCUUUAAUUACCUCUUGUAUGAUAACAGGUUUGGCUUCCAUUGAUGCAAACACGAGUGGUAAAAUGGGCCUCAGAGCCAUAUGUUAUUAUUUUGGAACUACAUUUUGUGCCAUUAUAUUGGGAAUAGUGCUUGUAACAGCUAUUCACCCUGGUGAUGAAAAUUUACGACCAAAAGACUUAGGAGAUGGUAAAGGUGAUGACAGAGUUAGUUCCAUUGAUGCAUUCCUUGAUCUCAUAAGGAACGUAUUCCCAACUAACAUAGUACAAGCUUGCUUUGCUCAUGUCAGGACAGAAUAUAAAGAUGUUGUCAAGUUUCAAGAAGUAGACAAGAAGAUAUUGACAUCGGAUUAUGAUGCUUUGAAUUUGUCAUCUAAUGACGUCAACAAGACGCUUGGUCUGAUGCUGAAUGCUAAAGUAGUAAACAUAAGCCGAUACAACAUGUCUGAUGAUUACAACUACACACUUAUCAAAAUGAAAGUGCCAUAUAACAAGACUAUUCAGCAAUAUCCUUUUAGUAAUGGCAUCAAUGUAUUAGGUAUAAUUGCUUUUUUCACUGCAUUUGGAAUGAUGUUGAGUCAGAUGGGAGAGGAGGCACAAUUGAUGAUCAACUUCUUCACAAUACUCAAUGAGAUUAUCAUGAGAAUGGUUACUAUAGUGAUGUGGUAUUCUCCAGUAGGUAUCAUGUUCUUAGUUACGGGUAAAAUUUUAUCACUUGAGGACCCUGGAGCUGUCGGUGAAAGACUGGGAAUGUAUAUGGUGACGGUGCUAUCAGGAUUAUUUAUACAUGCUCUCGUUACUUUACCACUCAUUUAUUUCUUCUUUACGAGGAAGAAUCCAUUUGUAUUGUUCAAGGGAAUACUGCAAGCCUUUGUUACAGCUCUGGGAACUGGUUCCAGCUCUGCUACACUGCCAGUUACAUUCCGUUGUUUAGAGGAAAACUUGAAAGUUGAUCGACGUGUGACACGUUUCAUUCUGCCAAUUGGUGCCACUAUCAACAUGGAUGGCACAGCCUUGUAUGAAGCAGUGGCACCUAUUUUCAUUGCUCAGAUGAAUGGCAUUGAUCUCUCUUUUGGACAAAUCAUCAUUGUCAGCUUGACAGCCACUUGUGCCAGUAUUGGAGCUGCGAGUAUCCCUAGUGCUGGACUGGUUACCAUGUUGAUGGUUCUGACAGCUGUUAACUUACCUACUGAGGAUAUCAGCCUCAUUCUGGCUGUUGACUGGUUUCUAGACAGAAUUAGAACAGCCAUCAAUGUUUUAGGAGACAGCUAUGGUGCAGGAAUUGUAGCUCACUUAUCUCAAGCCGAGCUGGCAGCUGAUUUGAACCACGUACCUGACAUGAAUAUGGAACUAAACAUAAUUGAGGACGGAGAGAAAGAACCCAAAGACAAUUCAGACAACGAUAACGAUGAUAAUGAUCCCAAAGAUCCUGAUAAUGGGGGAGAAACCAUUUAUCCCAAUAUAAGUUAAUGACUUCUAGUAGUAAAUGUGUAUAUUUUUUGUAUAUUUUAUCAAUUGGAGGUGCUCUUCAUUUCAUGAGUCAUGUCACUGAAGUCAAUAUUAUGUCACUCUUGAAAUUUCAAGAGUUAUAUGAAAUUUUUUUUUGUAGCAAAGAAAUACAGAGUACAAUUUUAUAUCACUAGAAAUUUUGCCAGAAUCUAAUUCAACAGAGGAGGCCACUUUAUUUAUUUUUUCAGAUACUGUUUGGUGUUCUAAAAAAGUAAAAUAUAUAUAAAAUUAAUUGUGAAGUCAAUUAUUAAUUAAUUAAACAUCUAGAGAUAUCUUUAUUGGCUCUUUAAUGAAGAAUUUGGAAUCCUUAAAUAUUUCCCAAUGGGUAAAUAACAGAACACACAAUAUGGAGUUUAAACAACCGUUUUUUUUUUAUUGUAUAGGAGAAAAAACUAAAAUACAAAUGGCAUGUUAUAGCCAUGAAGUUUUAUUUGAUAUUUUAAGAUUUUGCUUUUAAUAUUUGUUAUAUUUUCUUUAUCUUAACUGCUAUAUCAAGUUUUUCAUUACCAUUUAGACUGUGUAUAAAAUACAAUUUAUUGUGUAAGUUUACUUCUUGUAAAUAAACAAAUGGUCAUCUCAUUGGUAACUUGAGGAUGCUUAUAAUGCUCUCUACAUUUUGAUAAAUAUAGAUAGAAGGCCAAAAUAGGUACAUUAUCAUUAGCGGUAGAAUGCAUUUUAAAAUUAAUCCCAAAUGAAACCUAUGUUAAAUGUAUCCAUGACAACUUUUAAUAGAAUUUUGUAAUAUGGAAUCUGCUGAUCUUCUGAAUGUAUUGAAUACAAAUUUGUAAUUGAGAAGUGGAAAGAAUUUUCUCAUGUUUCUAGAUAAUAUGGAAAUAUAAACAAUUUUUGUAUAGCCUGUGACAUAUUUGACCUGAAAUGCAAAUUUGCUAGUCCUGCAGCAGUGUUUGUCAAUUUUUUUUGUACAAAACUUUGCAUUUUAAUGGUAGAAGAGCUUGACAAUCCAUAUUUAUAUAAAGAUGCCUUAUGGUCACUAGUUUCCAUCUGGCAGAUGACCGUUGUCCUUAACCACAUUUUCAAGGUUCAUGAAUGCAAAAAGGAACCUAGUUUUUUUAUCAUUACAAUUUUCAUUAUGAGUUAUAGAACAACUGUAUUUGGUAUAUCGAAUAAUAGCAAGGCAUAAAUCUCAGUAACUUUAAGUUAAAAGUCAAAUAAAUUUUGUGUAAAGAAUCCUUGUAAGGUAUAUAUGUCUGUCUGGCAGAAAUCCUGUGACUGUGACCUCUUUUAUAGGGAUCAUUGAUCAUGUUAAAAAAAAAUUGUCUUAGCAGUAAGACUACCAACUAUAAACAAAAAUCCCACUAAAAAACUUCAGUUAUAAUCAUUAAAGCAGGCAAGACAUUUUAGCUUUUAAAUUAUAUAAUCAUCUCUAAAAUAAAAAAUGCUUUGAAGUAUUGUUUUCUUUUUACACAGACAAAAUAAAUGAUCACAAAAAAACUUCAUGUAUUUUAUCAUCUUAGCCAUUACAAUUAUCAAUUAUUCAUAGCAUUGUUCAUUAAUUAUAAAUUAUUUCUGUAAAAUAAAAAUGGGUAAAAAAUCCAAAGUUCAUCUUUCACAAGUCAAAUUGCAUUUAUCAGGUUAUAAUAAAGAAUUUUUUUAUAUACUUUUUUUUAAUGUGUAUUUGUUAUUUACAAAGUUUCCAUUGGUUGUAUAUGUAUAUAUAUUUUAAUACAGUUUCUUAAUAUGAAUUUCAAUGCUGGUCAAAUGUAUAUAAUUUUGUAAAUAGUUGUUUAACAUAAAGAUUUGUUUGAAAACAUAACAAACAGAAAAUUAAUGAUCAUGGUUGAAUUUUCUUCACGAGUGGUGAUUGUAUAAUUUAAAAAUUUCAAGAUUUAAAAAUAUUUCUGAAAUAGAUUUAGUGAAAUUCAUUUUCAUUUUUCAAUUUAAGUAAUUUUAGUAAUAAAUGUUAUAUAAAUUCAGAAAUUUUUGCAAUAUUUUGGAAAAUACCUUAAAUAAUUGCUUUUCUUUGUGAAAAAUGCAGCAUUGCAAGUAUGGUUUUCAGUAGAUUUUAAUUUUUUAGCGUUAUUUGCUGCGUUUUCUGAAAUACAUUAAUAUACCAUUGUUGUCUGUUGAUAUAUAAAAGUGUUAUAAAGUAUACACAAUAAUUUCUACAGUUACAUUAUUUGUGUUUGUAUGUAAAUAGAACUUUUAUUCAUAUAUUAAACUGUUGAACCAGUUUUGGAAUCUCAGUGUCAUUUUGUCAUAAUAUGAUGUACGGAAAAAUCAUUUUAUAUUUUUACAUUGGAGACUUUAUUAUACUAAAGAAUAUUUGUCAGAAUAGUUGUGCAUUUGUCCUUACAUUUUUAUCUUAGGGCUUUUAUUCAUUUUAUGAAGAAAUAUAUUCACUAUACAUUUUUGUUAUCAAUUUUUUGUUUAUGAAAUUUCUUUUAAAAUAAUUCUUUUAAUUUUAUCGCCAAAAUUUCAGGUCCAAACUGUAGUUAUUUUAAUCAAUACUCAUUCCCAGAAAUUACCAUUUAAACUAACCAUCAUUGAAAAGAACUAAGGUAACUGAUGUUAAGUGAAACUAUCCUAUUCUUUAGACUGCAAUGCAGUUAUCAGACAACAAUCAUGACAAUGUAAUUAUUAGACUACGAUCAUGACAGUUGAAGUAUUUUGACAGUUGCAAGGACUUAAAUUGUCAAAGGUUCAUGAAUUUUAAGUCUGUUGAACCAAUUUCAAUGUGGAGUGUUACUAGAUAAUAAUAUUCCUAGCUCCUUAACAAUUUAUUCAAAUCACGAUUGGCAAACUAAAACAUUAUUUUGACAACCUUGACACUUCAUUGAAGUAGUAUUCUAAAACUUAAAAUAAGAUCCCGACCACACUGAGUUUCAUUUCGUGACGUGACUGAAAUAAAUUUUUUUUAUGGAUAUAGUUGGGUAUCAAUGAGUCACAAAUUAAAAAAAAUGUUUAAUAUGUUUACCUUCUUUUGGUCCAUUUAUGUUUAUUUUAAGAGAAAUACAGGAUGGACAUUGUAUUUGUUAACCAGAUUUGAAGGCCAUAUUUUAUACUUCUUUGAAUGUUCAACAAGUUCAAUCUGGUCAUUGUGGAGGCAAAUUUUAAAACAGUAAUUUCAAUAUGGACAAGUUUGUAGGGCUAAACAAUUAAAAAAUGGAAGGAACUAAAUAGAUUGCUCCCUUAUAACAAUUGUAUAACUGAGACUACUAUAUAUGUAGAUUGUAAUUUAAUUUGUCAGGUUACUAGUUAAAGAUUUGAAUAAAAUACAUAAGUUCAUACAUUUUGUAAGUAGACUUCGAAUAAUAUCUUUUUAUUACAUACAAUAGUUAUUUAUGGAAAAGACAGAGAGUCCCAAAGUUAGUCACUUGACAAGCUGGCAAGUGGAAUUUCAAUUUGCCGAGUUGAAAUGAAAAGCUUCUCGCCAAUUUGCUGAGUAAGAAAAAAAAAGGUUUUACACACUGUGUUACAUGUAAAUCAGCAUAUGCUUUGUCUUUCCUUAAUGAGUACAAGAUAUCACUUUGAGGGAGAUCUUAUUGUCCAAAUCCUUGUUUUUAAGUAUUCUUUGUUUGUUUACAUCUUUCCUCCAUUAUCUGUUCCCUUGUCUUAUUGUCAUUUAUUAUAUAUUUGAAAAUAACAAAGUAUAUCAGUAUUUUAAUUGUAGACUCGUGUUUUCAACUUUUUUUUUUUUAUUCAUGGGAAAAAUAACAGAUUAUUGUUGUUUUCGAAACAACUAAUGUUGAUCUAUUUUCAAUGUCUAGAAGAACAAUCCUGUGUUUAAUUUUUUCAAUGAGAUCCAGAUGCUUUAUAUUUUAUAAACAAUUUCUGCAUUAUAGACUGAAUGGACAACCAAGAAUUUUUUGGUGUUGAAAGCAUUUAUCUGAACAGGAGUUUUCUGACCUUUUUAAGAUAUUUUUUGGUGUUCCAUAGCAACAUGAUUUAUUUAUACAAUUGAAAAACAUAAUAUUAUUAUUCUAAGGAAACCUUUUUACUGUGGGAGAAAAAGAUUAAAUAAAAACAUGACACAGAAUUCUUGGAAACUUAAUAUGUAAAUAAAUAUUUAGCUAUUUAGCCUUUAUGUUGUUCAAAUGCCCUAAAAUGUUGUAUCAUCCACAUGUCACCUUGUAACUUAAACUUUCAGUGGAAAUAAUAAUAAUGAUAUGUUAGAUUACAUACAUGUUUGUCUGUAACAAGGGCAAUAUGAAACCUAUGAAAUACAACUUGUUUUCACAGUAUAAACAAUCUAAUUGAUUGGACUUUUAAUUUAAAAUUUAUUCUCCAAUGUUUACAUUAUGUACCUCAUCAUUUUGUAUUUCUUGUAAAAUAUUAUGACAGGUAUAUCUUUUACUUUUUAGCUUAAACAAUUUAACAUUUUGAAGAGUAAUUCAAAUCAUUGUUGGUUAUAAACGGUGACUAAACUAACAUGUAACAAAAAUAUUUAGCCAAAAUUUCACAAACCAAGUGUACUAUCUGCAUAAAUAUCUUGGUUAUGCCUUCAUAAUUGAAUAAAAAGUACAGAAUGACUGCUGAGUUGUCUUAAUAGAUGACCCCAGAUGUUUUCAUAAAUGCUACAAGUUGUAUUUUUUGUAGACAGGCAAGUUGUAUCCAAUAAUAUCAGCCCCUAAAUUUACCUUUUGUUUGCUAUAUACAAAUGAAAUUGUGCAUACUUGUAUGUUUUGUACAGUAUAGUAUAUGUUUUGUACAAUCUAGAAUAUUUUUUGUACAAUCAUUUGAAAUACUCAACAUUGCUCUGUAAAUGGCUGAAAAAAGAAGUAUUAGUCGAUAAGACUAGAUAUCGAAUUUUCAUUUGUAAAAAUUUAACACUAUACCAGGGUUCUUUGUAUUACUGUACCUCUUUAUGUAGUUUUAAUAUUCAAUAAAAACAUUAUAAGUU